CCACAGACUAUUAUGUACUAUAGUACCUGUCAGCUUGGACUUAGUCGGAAUUUAGCGGGAAGAAAGCUAAAAAUUGCUAAAAAAUUGAGGCUUGCGUCUGAAAUUCCCAAAUUCCCACACGCCCGCAAUGGGACCUUGGGAACUUAGACGCCUCAUGCCAAACCCAAAAUUUGAGCUCUUCGAUUACCGAAACCGAACCACUUCAAGAUAUUUACAUCAAACCGCUCACUUCCGUAAUUCCACCCUCCCGCACGCAACACCCUAAUGGCGUCUAGGAGACUCGCUUUAAACCUCGCGCAGGGCUUGCGCAGCCGUACUGCAAAUUCUGCUAUUCGACCAUUACGAAGAGGUUUUGCAACUCCAGUGACGUCUGCCCUCGGCGCGAAGACCCAAACUACGACAUUGAAAAAUGGUCUGACGGUCGCGACCGAAUACUCGCCUUGGGCGCAGACUUCGACGGUGGGAGUAUGGAUCGAUGCCGGUUCGAGGGCCGAGACGGAUGAGACAAAUGGAACCGCACACUUCCUAGAGCACCUCGCCUUCAAGGGUACUCAAAAGAGAACUCAGCAACAACUAGAGCUCGAAAUCGAGAACAUGGGUGGUCACCUUAACGCAUAUACCUCGCGUGAAAACACCGUUUAUUUCUCUAGGGCAUUCAACUCCGAUGUUCCUCAAUGCGUCGACAUCCUCGCCGAUAUCCUCCAGAACUCCAAACUUGAGCCCUCUGCUAUUGAACGAGAACGCGACGUCAUUCUCCGUGAAUCCGAGGAGGUGGAGAAGCAGCUUGACGAAGUCGUUUUCGACCACCUUCAUGCUACUGCCUACGCCCACCAACCUCUCGGCCGCACUAUCCUUGGACCUCGAGAGAACAUCCGUGAUAUCACCCGAACCGAACUGGCCAACUACAUCAAGAACAACUACACUGCUGACCGCAUGGUUCUCGUCGGUGCUGGUGGUAUUCCUCACGAGAAGCUUGUUGAGUUAGCCGAAAAGAACUUCUCUAGCCUCCCUACUUCUUCGCCUCACACUGAAGCCUACAUUCUCUCUAAGAGACAACCAAACUUUAUUGGAUCCGAGGUUAGAAUCCGGGACGACACUAUCCCCUCCGCCCACAUCGCCCUUGCCGUUGAGGGUGUCAGCUGGAAUGAUGACGACUACUUCACUGCUCUAGUUACCCAGGCCGUCGUCGGCAACUACGACAAGGCCAUGGGCAGCGCACCUCAUCAAGGCAACAAGCUGAGCACCUUCGUUCACCACAACGACCUUGCUAACAGCUUCAUGAGCUUCUCCACAAGUUACAGCGACACUGGUCUAUGGGGUAUUUACCUGGUGAGCGACCAGCUCACUCGUCUUGACGACUUGGUUCACUUCACUCUCCGAGAAUGGACCCGCCUUUCUAACAACGUAACUGAAUCCGAAGUCGAGCGAGCAAAGGCUCAACUGAAGGCCUCAAUUCUCCUUUCUCUCGACAACACAUCCGCCGUUGCAGAAGAUAUCGGCCGACAACUCGUCACGACCGGUCGCCGCCAAAAGCCCGGUGAGAUCGAGCGUGUCAUCGAUCGUAUUACGGAGAAGGACGUAAUGGACUUUGCUCAGCGAAAAAUAUGGGACCAAGACGUGGCCAUCAGCGCUGUCGGCAGCAUUGAGGGCCUUCUCGACUACCAGAGAAUCAGGAACGAUAUGAGCCGAAACUUCUAAACGGACGCUGAUUAGGUACAGCGGCUUGAAGGGGGGGAAAAUUCGGUCAUAGAGUGUAUCAGAUAAUCACGCACUUCAUUGUACCAUACCAUAAAGAUUUCUCAUCUGUUAGAUUCCCUCGACCGGCCCAGAAGACAUUUUGUUUGUGUUAUUUUACUGUCUCUGUCCUUUCAUGCUAGAGUACCUAACUUAUGAUUGGCAUUCUCGGGUUUGAUAUUCAUGAGUUGUUAAGUGUCAGGUUUUCCUCGCGGAGACAGCGACGACAAAGAUUCAAGUAAAAUCUACUGAUGUCCCAUAAGUAACGCAAGCAAACAUUCCAUCGAGUUGACUGAGCUAUUACGCGAAAGUAUCAACUUAAGAACUUUUGUAAGACGCCGAUCUUGAAAUUUAAUGGAAAAAAAUUGGAUCUUGUCGA
Molecule: messenger RNA, 2113 nt
Organism: Daldinia caldariorum
Lineage: Eukaryota; Fungi; Ascomycota; Sordariomycetes; Xylariales; Hypoxylaceae
Product: mitochondrial-processing peptidase subunit beta
Exons: 5
Coding region: 265-1698 (477 amino acids)
Cellular component (GO): mitochondrion
Molecular function (GO): metal ion binding; metalloendopeptidase activity
Source: RefSeq, a predicted model, not a curated record